AUGGGUUCUACCGACGCCAAGCUCAUCCUGUACACCAACCACAGAUGCCCAUGGGCACACCGGGCUCACAUCAUCUUGGAGGAGCUCAAGGUUCCCUUUGAAGAAGUCAUCAUCGACCUUGACACCCCUCGCACACCGGAGUACUUGAAGAUCAACCCGAGAGGCCUGGUCCCUGCACUCUCUUACAACGGCGAGAUCAUCAUCGAGUCUGCCAUUGUCGCGAACUUCCUGGCGGACGCCUACCCAUCUCAUCUCCUGCCGCCCUCCAACACACCCGAGGGUGCGCUGCGCCGUGCACGUGUUGCAUUAUUUGUAGACGCCUUCAUCUCCAAGUUCAACAGCCAGCUGUUUGCCCUCUACACAGCAGAGGGCGAAGCUGCGAGAGCCGAGAUCGCAGACAAGGCCGUCGCCGCCCUUGUGAAGGAAGUUGAGCCGUUGCUUGCAGACGCCAGCCCUUAUUUCGGUGGCAGUGACAAGCUCACACAGGCUGAGGUUUUGACUGGGUCAUUCGUCAUCCGUCACAAGAGCUUGUCCAAGACGGAUCUCUACCCCUCCAACCUGUGGCCAUCGAUUGUCGAGAAGGCUCCCAACUUUGCCAAAUGGGCCGAAGUUGUCGCUGUACACCCGAGCGUGACUUCCAUCUUUAAGGAGCAAGAGAUCAUUGACGGGACCCGGGCCAGGAUUGCGAAGCUCAAGGCUCAGAAGCAACAGUAA
This is a messenger RNA of Podospora anserina S mat+, 714 nucleotides long. RefSeq lists its product as uncharacterized. The coding region runs from base 1 to 714 and encodes 237 amino acids. The record is from RefSeq and is a predicted model, not a curated record. Lineage: Eukaryota; Fungi; Ascomycota; Sordariomycetes; Sordariales; Podosporaceae. Gene Ontology annotation, cellular component: cytoplasm. The transcript has 2 exons.